Molecule: messenger RNA, 1443 nt
Organism: Trichosurus vulpecula (common brushtail)
Lineage: Eukaryota; Metazoa; Chordata; Mammalia; Diprotodontia; Phalangeridae
Gene: AK8
Product: adenylate kinase 8
Exons: 13
Coding region: 1-1443 (480 amino acids)
Biological process (GO): nucleoside triphosphate biosynthetic process
Cellular component (GO): cytoplasm
Molecular function (GO): AMP kinase activity; nucleoside diphosphate kinase activity; ATP binding
Source: RefSeq, a predicted model, not a curated record
AUGGACGCCACCACAGCCCCCCACCACAUCCCAGUGGAAAUGCCCAAAUAUGGGGAGCACCAUCAUAUCUUCGAGUUGAUGCAGAUCAUGCUACAGGAACUCUUGAUUCACCAACCAGAGGAACCCAUUCAGUUUAUGUUGAAUCACUUGCAACGAGACAAUGAUUCGGUGCCAAGGAUUUUAAUAUUGGGCCCACCUGCCUCUGGGAAAACAACUAUUGCAAUGUGGCUUUGUAAACAUUUGAAUGCCAGUCUCAUUACGAAGCAGAACUUGAUAUGGAAUGAAUUUUCGGCCCUAGCUGCUAGAGCAGCUGUGAUCUAUAAAGUAGAGCAGGCAAUUGCUGAUUCACUACUGAUGAAAUUGCUUGAGGAACGUCUGGCAAAGGAAGAAUGCGUCUCAAAGGGCUGGAUUAUGGAUGGCAUUCCUGAAACUCGAGAACAGGCACUGAUGAUACAGACUUCUGGAAUCUCUCCCAGGCAUGUCAUUGUGCUGAGCGCUCCAGACACUGUCCUGAUUGAGAGAAAUCUGGGCAAACGGAUUGAUCCUUAUAAUGGAGAGGUUUAUCACACAACUUUUGACUGGCCCUCGGAUCCUGAAGUGCAGAAGCGGCUGAAGGCACCAUUUGGCAUCUCUGAGGAGGAAACAGCCAAGAGACUAAUUGAGUAUCACAGGAACAUUACUAGGAUUCUCCCUUCUUAUCCUAAAAUUUUGAAGGUUAUCAGUUCUGAUCAGCCUUGUGUGGAUGUCUUCUACCAGGCUCUAACCUAUGUCCAAAGCCAGCAUCGGUCAAAUGCUCCUUUUACUCCAAAGAUUUUGCUUUGUGGACCCACGGGCAGUGGGAAAAGUCUACAGGCAGCUCUCCUUGCUCAGAAAUAUGGCAUUGUCAAUGUCUGCUGUGGGCAACUGCUGAAAGAAGUAGUUGCAAGCCAUACAAAUGUUGGAGAACACAUCCGGCCAUUUCUUGAAAAGAAAAUGCGAGUUCCUGAUCAAAUCCUCAUAAGAGUCCUGGUAAACCGUCUCAGUAAACAGGAUUGUACUUGCUAUGGAUGGGUACUUCAUGGAUUCCCCCUAGACUUAGACCAAGCAACUCUCCUGGAUACCGAGGGAUUCAUGCCCAACAGGGUGUUUUUUCUCAAUGUACCAUAUGAUUCUGUCAUUGAACGGUUGACUCUAAGAAGAACAGAUCCAGCCACAGGAGAAAGAUAUCACCUCAUGUACAAGCCCCCUCCAACCAUGGAGGUCCAGGAGCGUCUCAUCCAGCACCCAGACGACACAGAGGAGAAAGUGAAGCUCAAAAUGGAUUCGUUCUACAAAGAUUCUUCUUUGCUGGAAGACUUCUUUGAGAAUGUCAUUUACGUCAAUGGGGAUCAAGACCCUUACACUGUCUUUGAGUAUAUAGAGAGUGGGAUCAUUAUGCCUUUGCCCACUAAAAUCCCAUUAUAA